This is a messenger RNA of Phyllostomus discolor (pale spear-nosed bat), 4602 nucleotides long. RefSeq names its product proline rich basic protein 1 (gene PROB1). Gene Ontology annotation, cellular component: nucleoplasm. NCBI's taxonomy places the organism in Eukaryota, Metazoa, Chordata, Mammalia, Chiroptera, Phyllostomidae. The coding region runs from base 56 to 3127 and encodes 1023 amino acids. The transcript has a single exon. The record is from RefSeq and is a predicted model, not a curated record.
GCAGCAGCAGCGGAGGCGAGUGCGAGGGAGGUAGUGAGCGGUGUCCGGCCCCACCAUGCUGAUCGCGCUCGCCCCGCCAGCCGUGCCCGGGCUCACAGGGCGACUACCCUCGGCCCCUGCGCAGCGCCAGGACUCCUCCGGUUCGUCAGGCUCCUACCACACGGCUCCGGGUUCUCCAGAGCCCCCGGACAUUGGGCCAGACGCGCAGGGCCGGGCGAAUUGGCCCCGGGUGGCCCCUGCGCUGGGGGCGGGGGCGCAGCCUCGCCUGUCCGUCAGCGCCCAGAAUAGCCUCCAGCAGCUCCCGCCCGGCUCGGGUUUCCCGCGAGGCCCGGGCUCAGGCCCGCGGCCGCCCCAGCCCCAGCUGCGCAUGCUGCCGUCGGGGGAAAUGGAAGUCAUCUUCGGCGCGGGGGCCCUGUUCAGCCCCUCUGACUCCGCGGAUGGUGAGGUGCAACAGAUCACAGCGCGGGCUUUCCGAAGCCUCUCUCCACCAGGGCCCAGGUCUCCCUCCCCGGCCGCACCACAGCCCCAGCCCCCCGACGGUGGCUCCCGCUGGGCUACCUACCUGGAGCUGCGGCCCCGUGGGCCGGGUCCCGCCACCCCCGCGCAGUUCGAAUGUGUGGAGGUGGCGCUGGAGGAGCGUGCGGCGCCCGCCAGGCCCCGGACGGUGCCCAAGCGUCAGAUCCAGUUGCGCCCCCGGCCUCGGAGUCCCCCGCGGGAGGCUUGCGCGCCGCGCCCCCGACUGUUCCUGCGUACCGGCUCCCUGGACGAGUCCCUGGGCCGCCUGCAGGCCGCCGCGGGCAUCGUGCAGGCGGCGCUGGCCAGAAAACUGAACCCCGUGGCUCCUGCCCCAAGCAGCGCCACCUUCGGGCCCACGGAUCAACCAGAGCCCGAGACUCGGAAAACGGACAGCAGCACCCGAAUGGUCCAGGAGGAUGGCAGGUCUCGGCCACCCCGAGUGCAAUAUAAUUCAGCCCCUGCCAGGGCCCCACGGCCGUGGCCCAGCCUCCGUGAACGCGCGAUUCGGCGCGACAAGCCCGCUCCCGGGACCGAGCCACUGGGUCCGGUUAGUUCCAGCAUCUUCCUGCAGUCAGUGGAGAAGACCCAGGAGACGCAGAACCAGGAACCCAAGACUAGGUUCCCGGGAGAGACUCCGGAUCGAACCAUUCUGAGGCCACAGAGUCCGCCUUUCGAAUCCAGGGACCCCCGGGAAGUUCCAAGUAAGGCUGUGAGGCCGAGGAGCCCGGCCUCGCUGGGGCAAGCUCCAAAUGGAGCCGUGCGGGGUUCUCACUGCCUGGCCCCGCAGAACCUGCCCCCGUGGGAUCGGGCUAUUCGGAAGGUGAGUAGCCCGUCCUUCCCCCAGGCAUACUCCGCAUGGGAAAGUCAGGAUCCCACCGUCGAGGAAACUGUCAGCAGAAAAAGCUCUUCCCCUCUGACCCUUUCUCCGUGGAGGCCGGGUGUUGCCAGGGCAAGAAGCCCGUCCCCUGAGGCCCCUUCACGGUGGGAGGUUCCACAUCCCGAAAUCGGAGCUACAGUAGAGAGGAGUAGGAGCCCAUCGCCGCCGGCCUUGAUCUCAGGGGAGGCUCCAGCUCGUCCUGUUGGGACGAGGAGCCCAUCGCCCCAAGAGACGUGGGCUCCCACAGUGCAGAGUUCUUCGGUAGUCUCUAUGCGGGAAGCCGUGAACGGCGUGGUCCAGGGGAAGCUGGCGCCGCCUACGCCAUCCUCACCCAGGACUCCAGAGCUAACGGAGGCUGGGAGUCCUUCCACGCGGGAGAUGCUGGAUCUUGCCUCCCGAGGCAGUCAGCGGUCGCCAGAGGUGGCUGCACCCGACCCGCCCUUCAGUCGCCUCGUGGGCACCGUGGAUUCGGAUGAGCGCCCAGAAGCCUUGGGCCCUGGAGAAGCGGCUCCGGAACGCCCGCGUGUGGCUAUUCCACGGCCCCGCGACGUGCGCAAAAUGGUGAAAACCACAUACGCGCCGAGCUUCCCGGCUGGAAUCCCAGGCUCAGGGCUGCCUGCGCCUCCUGCGGAUUCCCGCUGGGAAGAGGGUGGUGCAUCCAAGACGCAAGAGCUCCAAGUGCCGGGGACCCCCGCCCCGGCUCACUACACUUCUGUUUAUCUCAAGGACUUUCUACCGGUGGUAUCGCACCCCUACGAGUCCCCAGAACCACCCCCCAACACAGCCCCCCGGGACGCUUCUCAGCCCAACGGGGUCCUGCGGCGAAGGGCAGAGAACAGCACGGCGAAACCCUUCGCGCGCACUGAGAUCCGCCUGCCUGGUGCCCUGGCAUUGGGCCGCCGGCCAGAGGAAACCAGGGGAGUCCUGGUGCGCUGUUCUGGAGGGGGAAACCCGGUUACCGAGGCCCAGCGCCUUGUUCCGGAUGGUGAGGGUACGACCAGCCCCCUAGGUGGAGCUCGCACCUUACCCCAACAGUCGUCCAUAGGGCCAGCAGGGGUCCAACCGUCUGGACCACCCCGCCCCAGCUCCCCUCAGGUGCACCCUAGCUCGAGUCCUGGGAGAGCACCCAAAUUGGAGACUCCCCCUUCGGCCCCCGAGCCUGCGACUGCGACCCAGGUGCCUGUCCUGCGGGAGCCCCAGGCAUUGGCUGGCAUAAAGGCUCCGCCCCAGCCCCGCGCAGCCUCUGCUCCUCCGAUGGACCGGUCCCCUGACGGCCCCUCCCCGGGGUCACGCAGGCCACCUGGGGCCGCGCGCACGGGGAAGGUCCUCGUGGACCCUGAGAGUGGCCGCUACUACUUCGUGGAGGCGCCGCGGCAGCCUCGGCUGCGGCUGCUCUUUGACCCUGAGAGCGGGCAGUACGUGGAGGUGCUUCUGCCGCCCUCGCCCCCGGGGCUACCCCGACGCAUCUACACCCCGCUGGCCCUAAACCCCAGCCUCUACCCGCCCGCCUAUGGGCCUAUCCCUGGCCUCUCACUGCCGCCAUCCCCGGGCCCGCCACCCUUCAGCGGCACCCAGCUACCCUGGGCUUCCGAGGCGGGGUCCCUGGACGGGAUGUACUACCUGCCCGUGAGUGGGACCCCCAGCCCUGCACCCCCUCUGUUCCUCUGUGCUCCUUCUACCAGCUUGGGUCCGAGUCCUGCCCAGGCCAGUAAGGGCUCCUUGUUCCCUGUGUGAGGCCCCCAGGACCUGAUCCGCAUGGUGUUGAGGCCUAUUGAUGGCCUUGAAAGAGUCAGGCAUCCAAUCCCCUGCCCGUCUUCUGUCACCUUUUUUGUCCAUCUCAUCUAGUCCUCAGACCGGAAGUUACCUUCAGAGAAUGUAACUGAGCCCCUGGAGCUGAUGGAGCUGGGGCUCAGGAAGUGACUGCCUUCCUUCCACAACAGCAUUGUGUACCCCUUUCCCAAGCAUUCCCAGAGUGUGGUGUGUGUGGGUGUGUGUGUGCGCGCGUGGGAAAGAGAGAAGUCUUGGGACCCGUCCCCAGGAGCCAGGCUGAGGGGGUGUUGGUGUUCCCUAGGAACUGCAGGAAUUGGGAGCAGCAGGGGACAGGGCUGCCCGCAGAGGUAGUAGUUGUCCGUUCCUCCCUGGAGGUGGGCCCAGCUGAAGUGGAGCAGGCUAGUGAGCAACAGUGGGAUGGAGGGAGAAGGACUCUGGCCAUCAAUCUGUUAUGCUUUGGAAGAGAAUCUAAGCCUUGGCCUGGGAGGCUGUGAGGGGAAGUGGCCAGUGCAGCCAGGUCAGGCUGUGUCCGAGAAAGGGAGUUGUAGGGACAGCAGGUGGAGGUGGAGCAGGGAAGUAGUACAGGAGGUGCUAUGGGGUACUUGGAGGCAAGUGGGAAAGUGGCUGUAGUCCUUAGCUGGGGGCCCCACCCUGUAUUCCCCCAUCAACCCUGGCUUCUGACUUGGCUUCUCUAAGCCUUCAGAGCUGAGCUGGCUCAUCCUGGGGCCAGGGAUGGGGGCUUCAGCCAUUCCCACCCUGAGUAGGGAGCAGAUGAAGUGAGUCUUCAGGAAGGACUUACAAGCAGGAAAAUGGUUGAACAGUUCUUCCAGAGGAGCCUCCUGACCCCUCUGGAUGGAGCAGAGAGUGGGAUAGGGCAGACAGUAGAAGGGACGCUUCUGUGUGGGUUUGGCCAGAGAGAACUUAGAGCCCUCAGCUGGUUUCACUCCCCCAGCGCAGAUGUGACAACCACGCUGAGAGGCGCUGGCUCUGCAGGCUGCUCACAGCAUAGUAAGGGACGGGCCCCAGAGCAUGCGUUCCAGCUGCCCUGAGGUUCCAGCAGCCGCUGAGGAGGGCAGAGGAAGAUGCGUGGAGUUAAGUGGAAGGUGCUCUGUGCGGGGGUCUGUGUGAGUUCUGAGCUUGAAGUGCCCGGACCUUGCUGCACAGGUAUGUGACGUGAUGAGUUUGGGGAAGAAGAGUGCCUGUUAGAAGCAGUAUUCAGGGCGGAGAUGGAUGCCUUCGUUAAGUUUCAUGCCCUUGGGAGACCCUGCCCCUGCCUUGAACUGGAAGCUGACUGUGAGAACUAUGAACCAGAAAAAGCUGGACAUCUUUUCAUGGCCAGAGAUGCUGUUUCCAUAACAUGGAGGGCCUUGGGCUUGUCACCUCAUCCUGGUGAGCAAUAAAUCUCUGACCCAAUGGGCUCUGAUGGCUGGAACAACUGG